Molecule: messenger RNA, 1503 nt
Organism: Populus trichocarpa (black cottonwood)
Lineage: Eukaryota; Viridiplantae; Streptophyta; Magnoliopsida; Malpighiales; Salicaceae
Exons: 3
Coding region: 28-1287 (419 amino acids)
Source: RefSeq, a predicted model, not a curated record
UUUCCCAGCUUGCUCAAAUAUGAUUUAAUGUUAGGGAAUACUACUAAAUAUUAUUCUAAUGGAUACCCAACCUCCACAAGAUUAAUUUUGGGUGGUACAUCCUUAAAUGCGAAGACAUUUGAGCAAUUGUUUUUACAUAAAUUAGAAUUUGUAGAAGUGAGGGAUUGUGGGGAUGUUUUCACUCUGUUUCCAGCAAGAUUGCAGCAAGGUUUAAAAAAUCUAAGGAGGGUGGAAAUUGAGGACUGCAAAUCAGUGGAAGAGGUAUUUGAAUUGGGUGAGGAGAAGGAGCUGCCGUUGCUGUCAUCUUUAACAGAGUUAAAGCUGUACCGGUUACCUGAGCUCAAAUGCAUAUGGAAGGGGCCCACCAGACAUGUCAGCCUCCACAGUCUUGCUCAUCUGCAUUUGGAUUCUCUCGACAAAAUGACAUUUAUCUCCACACCGUCCCUUGCUCAAAGUCUGUCAAAGCUAGAAACCCUUUGCAUAAGUAAAUCCGGUGAAUUGAAGCAUAUUAUCAGAGAAGAGGAUGGUGAAAGGGAAAUAAUUCCAGAGUCUCCUUGCUUCCCAAAAUUAAAAACUAUCAUCAUAGAAGGCUGUGGUAAACUGGAAUAUGUCUUCCGUGUCUCCGUGUCUCUAACUCUUCAAAGUCUACCACAGCUAAAAAGACUUCAGGUAAGUGAUUGUGGUGAAUUGAAGCAUAUUAUCAGAGAAGAGGAUGGUGAAAGGGAAAUAAUUCCAGAGUCUCCUCGCUUCCCAAAAUUAAAAACUCUCCGCAUAUCUCACUGUGGUAAACUGGAAUAUGUCUUCCCAGUCUCUUUGUCUCAUAACAGAGAUGGCAUCAUAGACUUAACCAUUGAAGGCCACGAAGAAGUGGGUAAUUGGUUGGCACAGCUACAACAAAACGGCUCCGUACAAAGAUUAGAAUUUGUACAAGUGGACGAUUGUGGGGAUGUUCGCGCUCCGUUUCCAGCAAAAUUGCUGCGAGCUUUGAACAAUCUAAAGGAGGUGAUUGUUGGCGGCUGCAAAUCAUUGGAAGAGGUAUUUGAAUUAGUUGAGGCUGAUGAAGGAAGUAGUGAGGAGAAGGAGCUGCCGCUGCUGUCAUCUUUAACAGAGUUACAGCUGUACCAGUUACCUGAGCUCAAAUGCAUAUGGAAGGGGCCACCUAGACAUGUCAGCCUCCAAAGUCUUAAUCUUCUGUUUUUGACUUCUCUCGACAAACUAACAUUUAUCUUCACACCGUCCCUCGCUCGGAGUCUGUCAAAGCUAGAAAGACUUUACAUAAGUAAAUGAGGUCAAUUGAAGCAUAUUAUCAGAGAGGAGGAUGGUGAAAGGGAAGUAAUUCCAGAGUCUCCUGGGCAGGAUGAUCAAGCUUCACCUAUCAACGUUGAGAAGGAGAUAGUGCUUCCUAAUCUAAAGGAGUUGUCGAUACAACAAUUAUCAAGUAUUGUCUGUUUUAGUUUCGGAUGGUGUGAUUAUUUGUUAUUCCCUCGUUUGGAGAAGUUGGAG